Molecule: messenger RNA, 758 nt
Organism: Hevea brasiliensis (rubber tree)
Lineage: Eukaryota; Viridiplantae; Streptophyta; Magnoliopsida; Malpighiales; Euphorbiaceae
Exons: 1
Coding region: 87-575 (162 amino acids)
Biological process (GO): blue light signaling pathway
Source: RefSeq, a predicted model, not a curated record
UUCCCCAUUCAUUCUCAUGCUUUCUUUCCCCACACAAUAAUUCUUUCAAAAACCCUUUUUCUACCUUUCUUCGUUCUCAUUCAAACAUGGACAAAACCCAUCUCUCAUCUAACAAUGAUGAAUCCACCACCUGCACAAGCAAAACCAAAUCCAGCUGCCGGAUUCUUGCAUCUCCCGCGAAAAUAAACGUGGGUUGUAGGCCUCAUCAUGAGAAUUCACUCAGGUUACAAGAGUUGUUAUCCAAGAAUGAACCUGAUGAAUUGCAAGCUCAAACUUUGUCUCCACCUUGCUCAUUUUCAUCUCCUAGUCCUAGACAACAUGUUAUUGAUACCAACGACAAGGAGAAGGAUGGCGGGCGAGAAAGAUUGAAGAGGCAUCGAGAAGAGGUGGCUGGAAAGGUUAUGAUACCAGAUGCAUGGAAUCAGGAGAAUUUUCUUAUGGAUUGGAUUGAUUAUUCUUCCUUUGAUAAGUUGUUGGCUGCUAAUGGAAUUGCAUCAGCUCGUGAAGCACUUAUGGCUCAGGGACGUAGAGGUAGAGCCAGCUCUCAAAGACUCAGGAUAGAAAGUAGGUGUUGAAUUUAAUAAUUAGUUUCAAUUUUCAUCUUUCUUGUUUGAGAUACAGUAUUAUGAAGAACAAGAUCUCUAGCCUCAUGUUUUCAGUCUUUAAAUCAUGCAUGAAAUCUUGAAUUUCAGAGCUCAUGGUUGCAGAUAAAUAAAAGUGGAAGCAUGUGAUAACCCAAUAGCCUUUUCUUUUUGCUA